GCGGGCACUUCCGUUCUGCCCUGCCUCAGGUUCCGCAGUGUGGCUGAGGAAGACUCCUCCAUCCAUGUUCCGCGCAGUAACCCUGCUUCCCGCAGCUGUGAGGAGAGUGGGGCGAGGUCCCAAUCUGCGCCAUGGCUGCAGUGACCUAUGAGGAUGUGCAUGUGAACUUCACUCACGAAGAGUGGGUUUUGCUGGAUCCUUCCCAGAAGAGUCUCUACAAAGAUGUGAUGCUGGAAACCUACUGGAACCUCACGGCUAUCGGAUACAAAUUGGAAGACCUGAAUAGUGAGGAACACCCUCAGCGCUCUAGAAGAUAUGGAAGACAUAAGAUCUGUCACUCUGAAUACAAGCCUUGUGAACUUAAGGGACAUGGAAAGAAGCAAUGUACCUUUGCAGAUAAAAGGUUUCUUCAAAUAUAUGAAAGAAUCCAUACUGAAGGGAAACCCUAUGAAUGUAAGCAAUGCAGUCAAAUCUUCGUAAAUUUCUGUCAUCUUCGAAAGCAUGAAAAAAAACAUACUAAAGAAAAACUAUAUGAAUGUAAUCACUGUGGUAAAUCCUUUCCAAGUCGCAAUUCUCUUCAAAUACACAACAGAACUCAUACAGGAGAGAAACCCUAUGAUUGCAAUGAGUGUGGUAAAGCCUUUACAUGUAGCAGUAAUCUACUACUACACAAAAGAACUCACACAGGAGAGAAACCCUAUGAUUGCAGUGACUGUGGGAAAGCCUUUGCAAGUAGCAGUAAUCUUCAGAUUCAUAAAAGAAAGCACACUGGAGAGAAACCCUAUGGAUGUAACCAAUGUGGUAAAGCCUUUGCAUAUAGUAAUGCUCUUCAAAAACAUGAAAGAAGUCAUACUAGAGAAAAAAUCUAUGAGUGUAAUCAAUGUGGUAAAGCCUUUGCACGUCAUAGAAGUCUUCAAAAUCAUGAAGAACAUCAUACUCUUGAAAAACCAUAUGAAUGUAGUCAAUGUGGUAAAGCCUUUGCCUAUAGCAGUAAUCUUUAUAUACACGAAAGAAGUCAUACUGGAGAAAAGCCAUUCAAAUGUACUCAAUGUGGUAAAGCCUUUCCAAGUCACAGUUCUCUUCAAAUACAUGAAAGAACUCAUACAGGAGAGAAACCCUAUGACUGUAAUGAAUGUGGUAAAGCCUUUGCAUGUCGCAGUAAUCUACUACUACACAAAAGAACUCAUACGGGAGAAAAACCCUAUCAUUGCAUAGAAUGUGGUAAAGCAUUUGCAUGUAGCAGUAGUCUUCAAAAACAUGAAAAAACUCACACUGGAGAGAAACCUUAUGAAUGUAACCAAUGUGGCAAAGCCUUUGCACGUCGAAGUGAUCUGUAUAUACAUGAAAGAAUCCACACGGGAGAGAAACCAUAUGAGUGUAAUCAAUGUGGCAAAGCCUUUGUACAUUGCAUUAGUCUUCAGAGGCACGAACGGACGCACACUGGAGAGAAACCCUAUGAGUGUAACCAAUGCGGGAAAGCCUUCACACGUCGCUUUAGUCUUCAGGUACAUGAAAGAAGUCAUAGUGGAGAGAAACCUUAUGAGUGUAAUCAAUGUGGGAAAGCCUUUGCAAGUCGUAGUAGUCUUCGAUAUCAUAGAAAACAUCAUACUGCUAAGAAACCAAUUAAUCAGUGUGGUAAAGCCUUUCCAUGUUGUAGUCAUCUUCAAAUCCACAAAAGAAAUCAUACUGGAAGAAACUAUGAGUGUAGUCAAUGUGGACAAGCCUUUAUAUGUCACAGUAACCUUCAUAAUCACACAAAAAAUGUCAUGGAGAGAAACCCUACAAAAGUAAUUGAUGCAGUAAGCUUUGGCAUGUAAGUUUAAUAUUGGGACAUAUCAAAGAACUCAUACUGAGAGAAACACUGUGAAUGGAAUCAAGUGAUAAUGCUUCUGCAUGUUAUGGUCUUCAAAGGCAUGAGAGAAUUCCUACUGGGGUAGGAAUGAAGCCAAUGAAGCCAUAGCCUAUACCAUGAAGCCAAUAAAUGCAGUAAAGCCUUAUAAACAAGCACAUUUGGUGGGAACACUGAGUGAGCCCACUGGGAAUUAUGUAAGAUUAGUAGAAUCAUUUCAUCAUUAAAAUAUUGUCUUUUUUUUUACAAAUUGUCAUCCAAGAAUAGAGGAACACAAAAUAAUUUGAAUAAUAAACCUACUUGCAAAUGAAAAUAAUAUUAAUACUGCCAUUAUUUUUAUGGAUUACUUUAUUCCGAGGAAUUAAUACUUGUUCUUAACCCUUUCUCAGAAGCACAAAUGAAUGGCAGAGAAGUGUCUCCAUGACUGAAGGUGGUUGCUGCUGAGCCUAAUGACCUGACUUUAUAUGUAAUGUGGAACUCACAUUACUCAUGCAAGUUUUUCUCUGAUUUUUACAGUUGGGCUGUGUCAUAUGCACACACGUAAUGGUACAUAUAUACAAAAGUGUUUUUGACAGGUAAAUAAGGGCCAAUGAUUUCACUCGAUAAUUGAAGGCACUUCCUGGAACCUGGACUACCUGUGUUUGAUCUCUACAACUCUGCUAGAGGAACUAGGGAAUUGACACCUGUAAGUUGUCUUCUGACUGGCACAUGCACAACAUAGCACAGGUGUAUACACACAGACAAAAAUUAUUAUAGAUGAAAUUAAAGAAAAUAACUGAAAUAUUGAGAACAUAAAUGAUUUACCAGUCAUAACAAGUGCAUUCUAGUAUCCCAAGAAGUUUCUGUUUCUCCAAAGAAUGGUGUCUCCUGUUUAAAUCUUACAUUAUCCUUUCUUUCAUUCUCUGAUUUAAAGAUAGGUCAUUUUAAAACCAUCUCAGCUGGGUGUAGUAGUCCACGCCUGUAAUCUCAGCACUUCAGAGACAGAGUCAGGUCAAUUUUUAUGAGUUUCAGGCUAGUCUGAACUACGUAGUUAGAUCCAGGAUGGCAUAGCUAUGAAGAGAGACCCUGUCUCAAAAAUUACAAAACAAGAAACAAGACCGAAAUACAUCAAUAACAACUAAAAAAUCCCCCAAAUCAAACAAGCAUAUCUCCUAUUAUGGAUCUUUUUAAAAUAUGAUAUGGAAGUAGUAAGAAUUUUGUAAUUUUCAUUUCUUUAAAAAACACAGUAACAUUAUGGAAAUAUAUUUUUGUUUUAAUCCCAGGUGUGAGUAUAUGGAACAUCUAUGAUUUGCCUCAUAUGUAAUUUUUCUUCAAUUGUGUCAUGUUUGGAAUUCUGGAGACUUUUCAGAGGACAUCUAUAGAAAUGCUAUGGCCCCAAGAGGCAACGUGGAUUGAUGGUUGGUAGCUGAAUGCUAUUGCUCAAAGAAACAAGAGCAAAAAGUUAGAUCUCCUGAUGGCAAAGGUCAACUUUGUCCCAAGGACUUCGGCAGGAAGCAAUCUGAUGAUGACAUUGCUUCUUUCCCUAUAUCCUUUCCCUUCAGACUUACUACUCAGGUUGAAAGAGAAGAAGAAAAGGGGUGGUGGAGAAGGGUAGAAGAAAUAACCCACAAAGCAGCAAACGCUGGUACAAUUGGCACCCAAACAUGGGGCUAGGCAGAAUGGGAAAUUUUAUUUCAAAUGCCAUAGAGGAAACAGCUGGGGAUGAAGGAAGGGAUUUUUGUUUCAAGAUGCCAGCAAAACAUUUAUUGUGGCUGCUUACCUUGGAUAUUUCCUGAUUUGUUCCCAGGGAGGAUCUUCUGUGUUUGUUUUGUUUUUUCUUGUCGUUCUUGUUUAUAUUUAUUUUUUCUUCUCCCCGUAUCCUGUUUCAAAAAAGGUGGGAAGAAAGGCUUAGCAGUUGGAAAAUUUGGGAGUGAAAAAUGAAGGGACUAAGAAACAAAAAUGGCAGAGGUGAGAAAACAAAAGGGUUCACUCUGCUCUUUCUUUUUCGAAAGGUUUACAGAAUUGCCAGGGCUACUGGAAAAAUUGCAGGUGGAUGUUGAAGCACUUUGGAAAGUACAAGCACUGGAAAAAGGAGAACAAAAAGACUCAGUCCAGGUGACUGCACAAGAUAGCAGGACUUUCUGACAGGAAUAAAGUGGGAAAGAAACUGCUUUGGAGGGUCCUCGGGUCAGAAAAAAACUAAGAAAAGAUGGCAGUCGAAGGAAACAGCUGAUUUCAAGAGAAAGGGUUAAUCUCAAAGCUAGUGUGCCUUCAAAGUGGGAGCAGGGCAGCCUGGAGUUACAAAAUCACUAUCAUCUUUCCCAGUAAUCAUGCAGCAUAUGCCUGCUGAUAGGGUAAAACAAAGUUAUGUCAAGAUAGGAUGGCAUCCUGUUGAGUUGAUAAAUCUAAGGCAUUUUAAGGAGGCCAUGGUUUCAUAUGGGAUGCCCUCAUCUUAUAUGAAACAAAUUUUAAAUGACUGGUCUACUCAAAAUAGAAAUAUACCUUUACACAUGCUGAAAGGAAGGAGCUGUGAAUAUUGAAAAGUGAAAUAGUGUAAGGGGAAUGAAUAUAGUAAAAGACCAAAUGCUAGGCAAAAGGCAGUACUCUGACAUGCAAGAACCAAAUCAAUUCAAUUUUGUUACUAUGGAGCAAUGUUGCUUGGUGGCUUUAAGAGCUUGGGACAAAUUUGAGAAGAAUGAUAUAAGAUCCACUUCAUUUACAAGGAUUAUAUAAGGAACUGAAGAAACCUUCACUGAUUUUUUUUUUUUAAACAAAGAUUAGUCUCAGCUGUAAAGAAAGCCCCAUCAGACCCUGAUGUAAGGCAGGUGUUGAUAGAAACCUUGGCAGAGGAAAGUGCAAAUACAGAAUUAUACCAUCAAAGGCUUGGAAAGCACACAUGGAUUAGUGAUAAAAGACUGAUAUUGGUUCUAAUGUGUACUAUGCUCAUAGCAUAGAUCAAGCUAUAACUAGAGGUCUCUAAUAUCAAAGUGCUUCAAUUGCAUGAAAUACACUCAUUUGAAAAGAGACAGUGACCAAGCCGUUAAAGAUCUCAGAUCACAAAAUACCAGUUUGUUAAAUGCAAGAAAUAUGAUAUUUAGUACUGAAAAAGUAAACAAGGCGCCUUUAAGGGUAAUGGGUUUUCUAAAUAUACACCAGAAAGACAGCCUAGUCAUCAAACUAUGUUCAGGGAAUGUGGCAAGGGUUUCCAUUGGACCAAUGCAAGCUACUGCAGGCAAUGCUGCUCUAGACCUGGCCAUAGAUAAAAACAUCUUACUAUAUUCUCCAGAACUCAGUGUUAUAGAAAUAUAUACUGAAGUCUAUGGUCUUUUGUCUUCCAGGACAGUAGAGAAUGAUCUUGGGAAUGUGCAGAUUGACUUCUCAAGGAUUCAUUGUCUAUCCAGAAAUUAAAGACGAAGACUUCAAAAGAGAAAUUAAAAUUAUAGCCUAUGUAAAACCGGAGAUGGAAUUUAAUGCAGGUGAUAGGAAUUGUUCAGCUUCUACAGUUUCCCUACAUCAAAGUCAAAAUAGUCAAGUAGAAAGAACAGGAGGGUUUGGAAGUACUGGAAAACAUGUUCUGGCAAACAAUUUUUAAUGAUCAUAGGCCAAAAUUAAAAUUGCAAGUAAAUGUAUUGAAAUAGUAAGUUUGGUGGGCAUAGGAGCAGAUGUAACUAUUACUUAUCAAAACUCUCGAAAUUCAGAACGGCCACUUCCAAAAGUUUACACACAGUUUCUAGGAACUGGAAAGUUUUCUCAGACAAAAUGUACUGUGGAUCAAAUGUAUGAGACCAGGAUGUCAAAAAGGAAAGUUAAAGCCUUAUGUGGAUGUCAUACCCAUGUUUAUAGGGAAGGGCUCUUUUACAACAGUGGGCUCAGAUUAAUAAUUCCCACAAUUAUGAAUUCCCACAAUGAUGAAAUUAGGGCUGAACUGGUACAUGCUCCUGGGAAAUGUAUUGCUAUGCAUCAUCAAAAAAUAACUCAAGUCUGUGCCAAUUGUCCAAACACAAGACAUCACAGGAAUUGAGUUUCCAAAUUUAUAAGGGAGGCCACCACUGAAGUACCAAUGGCCCUACCCUUAAAAUGGUUGACUGGCAUGCCCGUGUGGGUAAUGGCCCUUAACAAAGGAAAAAUUAUAGGCAUUUGAGCAGCUGGUACAAGCGCAGCUGUAGGGACAA
Messenger RNA from Mus caroli (Ryukyu mouse), 6000 nucleotides. Lineage: Eukaryota; Metazoa; Chordata; Mammalia; Rodentia; Muridae. The record is from RefSeq and is a predicted model, not a curated record.